This is a messenger RNA of Antechinus flavipes (yellow-footed antechinus), 3243 nucleotides long. It is a transcript of the gene TBX6, whose product is annotated as T-box transcription factor 6. Gene Ontology annotation, cellular component: nucleus. Gene Ontology annotation, biological process: heart looping; regulation of transcription by RNA polymerase II; vasculogenesis. The transcript is spliced from 8 exons. The coding region runs from base 1380 to 2681 and encodes 433 amino acids. The record is from RefSeq and is a predicted model, not a curated record. Gene Ontology annotation, molecular function: RNA polymerase II cis-regulatory region sequence-specific DNA binding; DNA-binding transcription factor activity, RNA polymerase II-specific. Lineage: Eukaryota; Metazoa; Chordata; Mammalia; Dasyuromorphia; Dasyuridae.
CAUGGACUUAAAAGCACUUUCUUAUCUAGCAGUUUGAACAGGCGCUAGGCACUUCACCGUUCAACUAUGGACAGAGUCUUAGCUCUGAACUUUAUUCGUUGUGUGGUGAUCUUGAACGUUAGUUAACUUAUUUGUAAAAAUGGGGUAAUUCCUUGUACUACCUACCUCACAGGGCUGUUGUGAGGAAACGCUUUAAAGAGCUAAGGAACGGAGAGUUAGUGCUUUAUGAGUUUCAUCUUCUGCCCAUUAAGUGUCAGCCUGUCGUGUUUUGGAAUUGUCAGGGCUCCUGGGACAGGGUCUAGCCGGUGCUCUCAGACCUCCUUGGAGCUCCCCAAAGCAGCCAUGGUGAAAGGGGAAGGCUCUGGGGAAAGCGUGAAGUAGCACGUAUAGCAUCUCCUCCAGCCUAACGUCUACGCUGUGUAUUUUGGAACCGAUGGAGUCGAGACUACGGCUCCCAGCCUCCCAAGAAACGCAGCCCGGAUUCUAGGCAAGCACGCAGGCUCCUGCUGCGCUCAGUCUCCUGGGAACUGUAGUUCCAAAGAGCCAUUCCUUCCUAACGAGGCGGAGCGGAGAGCUCCUGGGCGGUUCUUCCUGGGUAACGUAGUCCGGCGCAGCGUGCAGCGGCUAGCCAAUGGCCCGGGCUCUCCCAGACCUCCGGGCUCUCCCAGACCUCCGGGCCCGAGGGUGCUGCGGCUUCUCCCGGGCUCCACAGGCAGCUUCCCGACGUGGCAGUCUAGACUGCUGAGCUCAGGUUGCGGCCGCAUUCUUCCCCGGGGAUCUCAGGGUUUCUCUCUCACGCCCCAACACAGGCAACACGCUCCGGGGUCGGGGUCCGGCUGCAGUGUCUUGUUACUUACCAGAGGCCCCGCCUCCAAGUCAGAUGGCCCCGCCCCGAGUCCCGGUGGCCCCGCCUCCUAGAUUCUCCCAGGUUCCCUCGUGGGAACCCCGAACAGCUGGCAGGAAGCGCCAAACUGCUGUCCUGGUUCAAGCCCCCGGGGAUCAAUCAGGCCGAGGAGUUAAUUAUGUAAUUAGGGAGUAGGGGGCCAGAGCUAAUGAAGCCCAGCCGACGGGCUGGCUGGAGGGGACUGGGAGAGGGGGAGGGAGGUGGACUGACUUGUUGGACAGAUGGGAUUGGGGAGGGGGGAGCCCAGGCAUUCCCAUCUGGGCCCCAUGGGCCGUCCCCCUCCUCCCCACACCGACUUUUCUCCCCUUUCCUACAUCCUGCACCCCCAGCCCUGAAGGCCCCCGGGGGAGGAGGAGCUGUGAUCAGGGGCCAAAGGGGCUGAGCCCAGGGCUAUAAAGGGGGCAUCACCUGGGCGGGCGGCUCAAAGCUGAGCAGACAGGACAAGACAAGCCAGGAGGGGCUUGAGAUCUGCCCCAUGUAUCAUCCCCGAGAGCUCUAUGCCCCCUUGGGGGCCAGCUACAGACUUCGGCCUCCCCAGCCUGGGGGGGACCUUGGUUUUCCAGCAGGGCUGUCAGAGGGGUACCGUUACUCAGACCUUGACACCCCUAAAUUAGAUUGCUUUCUCUCAGGGCUGGAGGCUGCUCCCCGGCCUCUGGCUGCCCCGCCACCCUUGCCUCCAUUGCCUCCUCCUUUGGGAGGAGAGUCGACUGCCCCUGCCUCUGCUUCUGAGGCCUCCCGCCUGUUACCAGGGGUCAGCCUAAGCCUGGAGAACCAUGAUUUGUGGAAAGAAUUCAGCUCUGUGGGAACAGAAAUGAUCAUCACCAAAGCUGGGAGACGAAUGUUCCCGGCCUGCCGAGUGACAGUGACCGGUCUGGACCCCGAAGCCCGCUACCUGUUCCUCCUGGACGUGGUGCCCGUGGAUGGGGCCCGGUACCGAUGGCAAGGCCGCCGCUGGGAGCCAAGUGGCAAGGCAGAGCCACGGCUGCCAGACCGCGUCUACAUCCACCCGGACUCCCCCGCUACUGGGGCCCACUGGAUGCGGCAGCCGGUGUCCUUCCAUCGCGUCAAGCUCACCAACAAUACCUUGGAUCCACAUGGCCAUCUGAUCCUUCACUCGAUGCACAAGUACCAGCCACGGCUGCACCUGGUUCGGGCUGCCCAGCUCUGCAGCCGCCACUGGGGCGGCGUGGCCUCCUUCCGGUUCCCGGAGACGGCGUUCAUCUCCGUCACGGCCUACCAGAAUCCUCGGAUCACACAACUGAAGAUUGCAGCUAAUCCCUUUGCUAAGGGGUUCCGGGAGAACGGGAGGAACUGUAAGAGGGAACGGGAUGCCAGGGUUAAGAGGAAGCUGAGGGGACCAGAGCCUGUCAUUAUGGAGCCUUAUGGUGGAGAUGGCCCUGGAGGUCCCUGCGACUCCACAUUGGCUGGAGACCUUCCAGAACAAGCCUCUUCUUCGGCUGAGGUUCCCACACCUCCUUGUGGGGGGCCCAGUGCUGAGGCCUACCUUCUGCACCCGGCUGCCUUCCAUGGGGCUCCCAGCAGCCUCCCCACCAGGGCCUCUUCUUUCUCGGAGGCUGCAGAUCCAUUGUCUCGUCCUUCAUCUUACCAGGCACCCUUCCUAGAGCUGUCUCCAGGGAAUGGGGGUUCUGGUCCUGGAUAUCCGCCAGCCCCUCCAGCACCAGCCUUUGCUCCUCAUUUCCUCCAAGGGGGGCCCUUCCCUCUCCCCUACGCAGCCCCUGGGGGCUACCUGGAUGUUAGCAGCAAGCCCCUCUAUUAAAUUAGCGGCAUCUACCACCAACCUCUUCUUGGAGCCUGGGUGACUUUUGGGGCCAUCUCCUUCCCGCACCAAAUGGCUGCUUUUGCCUCCUUCAUCUCAGCCAAGCCUCCCCCCCUCAGUUCACACUUCAGCUUUAGCUCACACCCCCCUCCUGCUUCAAAGCCUGUGGAGGUAGGCUGGGGGGGAGACCAGCUGCUCCAGCUUCCCCUUCCUGGGCUCUCACCUGGGUGUGAAUGGAGGGUGGGGGCUGGGCCAGCAGGAGACCGGCCCUCACCAAAAGGACAGGUCAGGGGCCAUCACCAGGAACUUUCAAGGGCAGCCCAGCUAAGGGAGUUCCAAGGCCUCUAGGCCCUCCACCCCAGGCUCUUUACCCUUACCACACCGCUGGCUGACCAAUUUACAUUUACAUACCUUACCUCCAUGUGGGGAAAGUCUCCCAGGGAUGUAGAGCAGACUGUCUUCACCCCCACCGCCAAAUGUACAGUAAUUACUAUUCUUGCCAAACACCUUUGGGCUCCAGGCUUUUUUAUUUCCUCUAAAAUAAAACUUUUGAGUCAUCGUG